AUGAGCUUGGACAUCCUAUUUGGCGACUUUGACUAUGAACGUGCGAAGGAUUACUGCGCAUCAUUGGAAGGAUUCUCUAUAAAAGUAGCCAUUUGUUACAUGGUGACUAUAUUUUCUAUCAAAUAUUACAUGAGGGACAAAAAAGCAUACGAUUUGCAACUACCGCUAAAUAUUUGGAAUUUUAUUCUUGCCGUAUAUUCAGCUCUUGGUUUCUACUACACAGUUCCAACAUUUCUUAGGGUAGUGUAUAAUAAGGGAAUUACACAUACUUACACACAUAUUUCUGAAGUUUACACUGAUGAGACGGCAGGAUAUUGGGUACUUUUAUGGGUUCUGUCAAAGUUUCCGGAAUUAGUAGACACUAUCUUCAUAGUGCUUCGCAAACGACCUCUGAUGCUUAUGCAUUGGUAUCAUCACGCUUUCACUGGCUAUUACGCUAUCGUAAACUAUCAUGAGGAUAACGCGCACAUGUUUUGGAUUGUUUGGAUGAACUACGGUAUUCAUGCUGCUAUGUACAGUUACUACUGCCUUCGAUCACUCAAGGUCAAAGUUCCACCGCAGAUUGCUCAACUCAUAACUACUUCACAAAUGAUUCAGUUUAUCAUUGGCAUGGCUGCCCAAAUACAUGUCAGCUAUUUGGCGCUAACCACUCGCCAUAAUUAUGCAGUCACCUUCAGAGGGUGUUUCAUUGGCUUCUUCAUGCUGUUCACAUAUCUUCUCUUGUGGAUACGGUUCUACAACGAAAGUUAUUAUAACAAAGGUGGUAAGAAGUACAAUGCAGCAAAAACUGUUGAAAACACCAAAAAAGACGAGUGAAUCUCAAGCACAUUAUUGCGU
This is a messenger RNA of Cylicocyclus nassatus, 837 nucleotides long. NCBI's taxonomy places the organism in Eukaryota, Metazoa, Nematoda, Chromadorea, Rhabditida, Strongylidae. The record is from the annotation of a GenBank genome assembly.